Molecule: messenger RNA, 2777 nt
Organism: Macrosteles quadrilineatus (aster leafhopper)
Lineage: Eukaryota; Metazoa; Arthropoda; Insecta; Hemiptera; Cicadellidae
Product: anoctamin-4-like
Exons: 18
Coding region: 62-2620 (852 amino acids)
Biological process (GO): chloride transmembrane transport
Cellular component (GO): plasma membrane
Molecular function (GO): chloride channel activity; protein dimerization activity
Source: RefSeq, a predicted model, not a curated record
GCUAAUUCCAGAGAGAAUAAAACUGAUUCCUACAAAUUACGUUGAAAAGGGAAAACUGAAAAUGAACAAUCAAGGUUAUACUGAGAAACAAUGGACAUUCAAAGAUGGUGAGAGAACCAUUGAUAUGGUAAUUGUUUGGGAUGAAUCCAGCCACAAAGCUCAUUCUAAAAGAGCUUCUGAUAAGAGAACAAUUUUUGAGACCAACUUAAGAGAGGAAGGCUUAGAAUUGGAGCACGAGACAGUCCCUGACUCUGGAUUACAUUUUAUAAAAAUCCACGCUCCGAUGGAAACUCUUCAGCGCUACGCGGAGAUCUUGAAGAUGCAAAUGCCUGUGAAAAAUCUAUAUAUCACAACAGAUGGACAGAAUACUCGAUCUACAGUUAAAUCUUGCUGCAGAAUCUUAUGUCCGUUCUUGAGUUGCUGUGAAUUAAACCCUGAAGUCUUCCCAGACUGUGGGAAAUCGGUGACUGCCUCUUACUCGCGAGCCAGAGAUUUUUUAUUUGAUGUGGGAUCUCCUGGCUUUUUCACAUCAGCACAGAAAUCCAGGAUUGUUCAGUUCAUUUUGGAAAGAACACUUUACACAAAAAAAGGCAAGAUAAAUGUCUUUGAGUUUGGAAUCAAUAGGCUGGUGCUGCAUGGAGUAUACACCGCAUCGUACCCACUACAUGAUGGUGAUCUAGAGACGCCGGGUAGUUUGCGCUACAGGUUUUACCACUACUGGGCAUCUUUCAAGAACUGGUACAAGAAACAACCAGCUGACCAUAUCAGGCAAUAUUUUGGAGUCAAGACUGCGUUGUAUUUCCUCUGGCUGGGGUACUACACUAAAAUGCUGAUUCCAGCAUCUAUUGUCGCUGUUGUUUGCUUCGUUACGUCAAUUUUACUAUUACCCUCUGCUGUAACGAUAGAUGAGGUUUGUGAUGGAGCAAUAAAAGACGUCAUGUGUCCGCUGUGUGACAGAUACUGCAAAUUUGUGAACAUUUCAGACACUUGCUUGCAAACAGAAAUACUCUACAUCUUCGACAAUUCUACUACUGUAGUUUUUGCUGUAUUUAUUUCUUUUUGGGCUGCAAUCUUUCUUGAAUGCUGGAAGAGAUACUCAGCGGAAAUAACCCUCCGCUGGGAUCUGACAUCUCUUGACGACAGAGAUGAAAACCCUCGUCCAGAAUAUGCCGCAAGGCUGUCCAAACUAGCUGCAGAUAAAAAAGUCAGCCAUAAGCUGAAUUUUAUUACAAACGCUAGUGAGCCCAAUUUGAGCUUUUGGAUGAUAUUCCCAGGAAAAGUGAUAAGCAUCACUACAGUGCUAUUGCUGGUUUCACUGGCUGUAGCAGCUGUUAUCGGUGUUACUCUGUACCACAUGAUUGCGUUGACUGCUCUACCUCUCGGCAUCAUCUCAUCCAUAUCUGCUACUUGCCUCAAUCUCAUCUGCAUUUUGAUGUUCAGUCCCAUCUACAGCAAACUGUCACUGUUUCUGACUGAAAUGGAAAUGCCACGCACACAGAGGGAAUUUGACAGUUCUCUGACUCUAAAAAUGUACAUGUUGGAAUUUAUAAACCACUACUCGUCCAUAUUCUACAUCGCCUUCUUCAAAGGGAAAUUCGCUGGUCAUCCUUCUGGUUAUUUUAGGGUUUUUGGAUUUAGACAGCUAGAGUGUGGUGCAGGAGGCUGUAUGCUAGAACUGUCACAGCAGCUGGCUGUGAUAAUGAUCGGCAAACGAGCUUUCCGUACACUCAGUCAAAUAUUACGACCAAUCAUCACCCUGUUUUGGCGGAAGAGAUUCAGUAGUUUCCGAAGGUCCUGGGACGACCGAGAGAUAAGUCAGUGGGAGAAGGAUUUCCUAUUGACUGACGGAGGACCCAGGACUCUGUUCCCCGAGUACCUGGACAUGGUUCUUCAGUACGGAUUCGUCACAAUUUUUGUGUCAGCUUUCCCCCUGGCUCCAUUGUUUGCGUUGAUUAACAAUAUUCUUGAAAUCAGAAUCGACUCGCAAAAACUUCUCAUCUAUCAUCGGCGUCCGACGCUGAGACGCACCAAGGACAUUGGAAUUUGGUUUGACAUCUUAAAGUAUAUUUCCCACUUGGCUGUUUUUACAAAUGGGUUUAUCAUUGCAUUCACAUCCAACUUUAUUCCGAGGAUGGUCUACAGGGUUGCUGUAAGCCAGGACUACGGAACGGCGGGGUUUCUGAACCGUUCCUUGUCCUACAUGGCUUUGCAGGACUUGGAUAUGGUGGGGAAACCUAACACCACUUUGGAGUAUUGCAGGUAUUUUGAUUAUAGAGAGCCUCCGUGGUCUGACAACAAAUAUGAAGAAACAAAGCUAUACUGGAUGGUGCUUGCUGCUCGUCUUACAUUUUUCAUUGUGUUUGAGAAUAUGAUCAUGAUGGCAGUGAUGUUGGUCAAAUGGCUCAUACCAGAUAUUCCUCAGACUGUUAAGUGGCAAAUGAGACGCAAGCAUUAUUUGAUCAAUGAAAUGAUUAUCAGUCAUGAAUCUAAACAGAAAUUCUUUGCUCAAAAUCAAGAAGGAAUGGGACUCCUUUUGGCAAACCCUUUGUACAAACUUAAAGAAUUUUUUGAUCUGAAAGAGGAAUAUCUCAGAAAACAGAAGAGAAGAGAGCACAGUUGAUAAAGAAAGUUGUAAAUGGAAAAAGUGAAUAAUUUAAUUUAGAGUUGAGACUGAACUAUCCCAAAACCAACCGCUACCCUUUUGGGUUUCUAUUGAAAUUUUAUAUUUUUAUUUGACAAAGUUUUAUGAAUCAUUUUAACGUAAUACAAUUUUUCGU